Molecule: messenger RNA, 2103 nt
Organism: Chlamydomonas reinhardtii
Lineage: Eukaryota; Viridiplantae; Chlorophyta; Chlorophyceae; Chlamydomonadales; Chlamydomonadaceae
Exons: 4
Coding region: 91-768 (225 amino acids)
Biological process (GO): positive regulation of protein polymerization; microtubule polymerization; microtubule bundle formation
Cellular component (GO): microtubule
Molecular function (GO): tubulin binding
Source: RefSeq, a predicted model, not a curated record
CAUACCUCUACCGAUACAACCUGAGACGCGCUCACGCUAGCGUGAGAAACCGAGCAGCGCAGGCACUAACAUUCAAAGCUCGCCUGCACAAUGGCGACCGGACGUCAGCACGUUUCCAUCUUUGACAAGCUCACUGACUCGAGCCUCUACACCGGCGCACACAAGCACAGAUUUGAUGCCAGUGGCAAUGGUCGUGGGCUGGCAGGACGUGAUCGUGUCACAAAGGGCCACGGCUUCAUCGCCGGCGCGCCGGGCGGCUCAGUGGCGGACCUAUCCCAAAUCACACGCACCAACCUGAACACCACCGGAGCCGGCUACAUCCCGCCGCCCUCCCGCGGCAGCAGCAACGGCUCGGCGCUUCUGUACCAGCGCACCAGCAUUGACGGCUCCCGCAUGGCGCCCGCCUGGGACUUCCCCGCCCACUCCCCCGGCACGGCCCUGUCGCCCUCGGGCCCCGCUACGCCCGGCCGCGCCGGCUCUGUAGGCCGCCCCAUGCGCUCCUCUCACACCGGCGCCGGCUACAGCUCCAACUGGGGUUCCUCGGGCGGUCUGCCCGUCACCUACACAACCACCUCCACCUCCACCAGCGGCCCGCGCACCAGCGGCGGCGGCCAACGCAGCUCCAUUUUUGACCGCCUGAACGACCCCACCUCCUACACCGGCGCGCACCGCCACCGCUUCUCCUCGGACGGGCGCGGCCGCGGCGCCGAGGGCCGCACCAUGUCCAACGCCUACGUCAGCGCCUCCGCCAACGUGAUGCGCCGGUAGACUCACGGUGGCUGCAAGGAGGCGGGGCGCUGGGUGACGGAGGGGUGUGGGGAAGCGGCCGGGGUGAGAGGGGGGAGUUUUGUGUGCAGGAAUUCACCCAGGCACGUGUUUGGAGCACGCUCGGGAUGUGUGUGGGUGCAGUUUCGACUUGCACCGUGUGGGCAGAUGGGAAGUAGCUGCAAAGCUGUUGGAAUUAUUGGUGAAUUAUUCAUGCAUGCCGGGAUGCAUGUGUGUACAAAGUCAGGAGCCGGCGACUGCUUGUGGGGCGCCUGUGCCCCACACGCAUGCUGCGAGAUAUAAACUGGGUCCCUGAGCCAAGGGACCCGCUAUACAUAUGCGUUUAUAUGAUUGACAGGGUUGCUAACGUAACUGCGCCUCCGACAUUUACAGCCGGAGAUGUCGCCUGCACAGUAGGGUGAAGGAUUUAUCAGCGUGUUUGUUGCUGGAUGCCCCUUCCCUGUUGCUUUUUGGGAGCAUACGCACUGCUUUGUUAAUUUGUUGGCUAGGUGCUAAGCUAUGCUCGCAAGACCUUAGCUGUGUAGCAAGGGGCCUCACGGUUACAGUGUAGGCAGCCCGUCCUGCACUCCGUGACCUGUACAUGCAAAAGUGUAUCACUGCUGGGGAUGGGCCCCGUACACGGCGGUGGCAAGGCCACUGAAGAGCAGAGGAAGUAUGCGCCUGUGCGGAGUCGCGGCUGGGCCAUACAACUAACGGCAUGAGUUUUGCUCGGGUGUGCUGUUGGCUGAGAGGCUGACAGAUGGCUGGGGCCGCACGGUCCUGGGGUGUGAGUCUCUCGUGGGUGUGAGUCGCUCCUGUUGAGCAGCGGUUGACGUAUUCAUCAGAUCGCUCGCGGGCCGCUCGCUCGAAGCAGCAUUUAAACUGCCCAGCGCGCUGCCUGCUGGCGCCAAUAGUGUGCAGACCGGGCCCAAGAACUAGCGGACCGCCAUGCGAUCCAUGGGGCGUGCCCCUAAGGGAGUCAACUGACAGGGGACGCAACGUACGGUGUUGUAAUGCUGAGCACGAGAGGAGGCGUGUGCAGGUAGUGGCCCUUAGUGGCGUAGGGCUGGUGUAGAAAUGGCGACUGAAGUCUGAAUAUGAUCUGAGUGCCAGAGUCGUAACAAACGUUGGACCAAAGGUACUGCGGAUGCUGGCGUGCGCACAACCUCCCGGACCGGUGACCGGGUCGGGGUCGGGGUUGGCUUCAGCCCCCGCAGGGGCCCAGCACCUCAUCGGGGAAAUGGAGUCUGGGGAAAUGGGAUCAAAUGGACGCAAAAUCGCUCGUUUUCGCCCGCGCAGCUUCUAAAUACUUACGUAAUCAUGUAAUAUUAAUAGCUG